Messenger RNA from Drosophila ananassae, 2607 nucleotides. RefSeq names its product EF-hand domain-containing family member C2 (gene Efhc1.1). The coding region runs from base 97 to 2484 and encodes 795 amino acids. The transcript has 4 exons. Lineage: Eukaryota; Metazoa; Arthropoda; Insecta; Diptera; Drosophilidae. The record is from RefSeq and is a predicted model, not a curated record. Gene Ontology annotation, biological process: regulation of neuron projection development. Gene Ontology annotation, cellular component: microtubule.
CUCAAUUUUUGUUGCCUCAAUUUGAUUGUUUAAAUUACUCCUCAAAAUACACAACACAUACUUGAAAGUUUCUAUAGUAAAAUUAAUUAAGGAAAUAUGUUACGCAUUCCAGGAAUGCCCCUUUUGCCGGGCACACUUUUCCGCGAUGUAUCAAGAGGCCAUUACCCGAAACCACAAAGUUUGUUAAAUUUUCAAGGUCUUAGUAUGCUUAGUGACCGCCAGAAGUCUGCAUCCAGUGACACAAGCGGGGUUGCUGUAGACCUCAGCUGCCCACCGAUUGGUUCACCUUCGAUUUAUCCCCCACGGUCAGGACCUCGAAUGCCUCCAUGGAUAUCCUACGAUAAAAAAGUUUUGUGUUUCCAUGCAUUUUUCAAGCAAACACUUCAGGAACUUUACCACGCACCCUAUUUAGUUCGCAAAGUAAAAAUAUAUUACUAUCUCGAAGAUGGGACUGUGGAAAUUUUUGAACCACGUGUUGAUAACUCAGGCAUAGUACAAGGAUGUGUAGUGCAUCGUCAAAGAGUCAGAAAAGCACCGCCAUGUGAUAACGAGUUUAUGUCACUAAUUGACUUUAAUGUGAAUAUGACAGUUCAAAUAUUUGAUCGCCAGUACCAUAUUACUAAUUGUGACCAUUUCACUCGCGUUUUUUUAAACAAGCGAGGAAUAACUGUUCCCGAUCCAGUGGAAUCUCCAUGUGAUCCAACCGAAUUAGUACGAAACCGAGAUCAGGCACGAUCUGUAAGCAGUACAAAAAAAAAACAUCCGUUUGCUCAAUUUUUAAAAUAUGAUCGAAAAGUUUUAAAAUUUUUUGCUUAUUGGGAUGACCGAACAGAAUUUGGGGAUGUAAGAAAAUUAGAGCUUUGUUACUAUCUAGCUGAUGAUACCAUAGAAAUAAAAGAAGCACAUAUCCGGAAUUCCGGUCGCGAUGGUCCGACUGUUUUCCUAAAACGUGGCCGAUUAGUGCGAGAGUUUCAAGGACUAUUACUCCCAGGUCAGGUAACACCAAAAACACUCCUUAAUGUUUUGGGUACGAAUAUGCGUAACGUACGCUACUGCAUUGAUCCCCUUAAUACGGGAAAUAAGGAAAUUCAUUAUUAUAAUGAACGUGAUUUGCAAAUUGGAAGUGUAAUAAAUGUUUAUGGUCGAGCAGUGGUGAUAACUGACCUGGAUCCUUUCACUAGAAAGUAUUUUCAACAGCGAUUUGGUAUUCAAGACUUUACGCCAUUAGCAAUUCCAAACAGAUCUGACGAUUGCGCUGAUCAUAAGUCUACAGAACGUAUGUUACCUCCGUUUAAUGGAUGGGGAAGUUACGAGGAUUCAGUUGGAAAUUGCUUAUCUGUUGAGCCGAAGCCACCUAAGUCUGAUUUUAAAAAAUUCAUUAAAUUUGAUCGCUAUGUAUUACGGUUUGGAGCUAAGAUGUUAUCAACUAUUAAAGCUAAUUGCGAAAGAAUUUUUGUGAUAAGUUACUAUUUGUGCGACGAUACUUUGCAAAUUCAAGAGAUUGCAGUUCGGAAUUCAGGAUUUCUGGGCGGCGAAUUUAUGAAACGUAAAAGACUAGAACUACCGGGGCAAGAGAAGUUUUCCUGCAAACAACCACAGUACUACAUGCCAUGGAACUUUUUUAUUGGAUCUACUAUGGCCCUUAAAGAUUUUAUUUUUCAUAUAGUCUCCGCCGACGAAUAUACUUUAAUAUACAUGGAACAUCACCCGGAAGAAUUUUGUCAUGCAAAUGUAAUUGUUAUUAUGGAAAAAGUUAGAAGUUCCUUGAAGACACGAAUGGCAGAUUUCGUUGGGUCAUGUCUGCCAUCUUGCAAUGAGUUGGAUGAAAAAAUUGAUAUUUUUGUUUCAUUUGAAAGUUUUAAAGGAUCUUUAAUUAACAUAUUGGGUAAUAAAAUUAGCGAUCAUGAGAUAAUUACGCUAUGUCGUCAUUUUUCUGCGGAACAAACAUCACCAUAUAAAUGUACCAGAUCAAAUGUACGAGCAGCAGCUCACCUUGAACUGAAACGUUCUUUAUGGAAUGCACGGGAUGAUUUAAUGGAACAUUUUCAUCAUAUAAACCCAAAAAAUGUUCCAUUCUUGCCAGAAUCUAAAGUGCGAUCGACGCUUCGCGGUUGCCGACUACCAUUUUCAGCUGAGCUUAUUGAUAAUAUAUUAUCCAUUUUAAACAGAAACGAUUGCAACGACAUAGAGAUUUGUGACCUUAUGAACUUUUUGGAUGUUUCUUGUGGUAAGGGCUGUGACAUGCCUCCAGUGAACCACGCUUUCGAGCUGUGCCCAAAAGUUCCAUUUUUACACAAAGGUCGUUCCGUUAACUUUACAUGUUUCCUGCACUACUUGAAUCUGCCCCUUAACUUGCCAACUGGUAGUAAGGAUGACAGUAAUAAAAUAAACGACGUGCGGAUACUUCCACCAACAGUUACGUCAAACAACAACGAGAAAAGAGAUGAAGACCUUAACAAAGAUGAUAAGCCUACCCUUGUAUAAAAAAGAUACAAUUUCGGAAAAAUAUAAUCAAAUUAAGCCUGAGCACACUCGGGUCGCUGCGUAUUGCAUUCGUUUGUACUUUAUUUCAUCCAAGUAAAAUAAAUAUAAAACAUUUUUUUUUAA